UUUUGACAUCGUUUUGGUAUGUGUCCGGCGUUGUACACCCGGAGGCGUUAAAUUACGUGGGAUGUUGAGCAGACAGUGACGCUUUUCCAAAGGUAUUCCCAAUCCCUCAGCAGCUAUAAAACACCUGAAGCUCUCAACAGCAGUUCACAUUCACUUCAAGACUGCAAACGUAAACAUGGGCACAGAAUCAGAAAAUAAAUCCGUUCUUAAAGAGGGCUUUUUGGUGAAAAGGGGUCACGUGGUUCACAACUGGAAAGUACGAUGGUUUGUACUUAAACAUGACAGACUUAUGUAUUAUAAAUACGAGGGAGGAAAACGCGAUUCAUGUCAUCGAGGGACGAUACCACUAAACAACUGCACCAUCACCUGUCCUUACCUGGAGUAUGAGAACCGACCACUGGUGCUUAGGUUGCAGACCAGCACCUCUGAAGAACACUUCUUGGAGGCGUGCACAAGGGAGGAGCGAGACGAAUGGGCUGCGGCGAUUGGUAAAGCUGUACAGAAACUCAACCCACAAGAUGCACAGAUCCUAUCCCAAACACAAAAUAAAGGUUCAAAGUCCCUCCAACUUCACAAUAUCAAUCUAAGUCAGGUGGUCGAUUCCAUGUAUGAUGUGCACACUGGUAUUCGACUCUGCAAUCUUGUUGAGCAGGGCAGCACUUACACCAACUGUUUCUCAGGCUCAGCAGUGGUGGAUUGGAUUGUUUUUAAUAAGCUGGCUCUGACCCGUGUGGAGGCGGUAACAUUAUCUUCUGCACUCCUGGAUGAAGGCUCUCUGCGGCCUGUCGGAGUGAGAAGCGCAGAUGCUGUGCGUAACGCUGCUUUAGGAGAGCAGUUUCUUGAUGAUUCAACAGCACUAUAUUGCUUUUCUCAAAGCUUACAGAAGAAAGGUAGUGUGAAAGCAGAAAAGUCUGUGUCUGCGGUGGAGCUGAGUGGCAAGGUGGUAAAGAGAGGUUACCUGCUCAAACAGGGGCACAAGGUGAAGAACUGGAAGGUGAGAUUGUUUGUGCUGAGGGCGGAGCCUGCCUUUCUGCACUACUAUGACCCCAGCAAGGAUGACAUAACCCCAGUUGGCAGUAUAGCUUUGCGUGGCUGUCUGGUGUCGGCUUUGGAUGAUAAUGGCAUACCAUCAGGUGUUAAAGGUAAAGUACAAGGAAACCUCUUUAAGAUCAUCACUCAGGCGGAUACACACUAUUACAUCCAGGCUCCAACACAUGAGGAGAGAAUGGACUGGAUACAAGCUAUUAGACAAGUGGUUUAAUUGUCUCUACACUACAAAUUCAAAGUAACCAACUGACCCUAACUGGAUACUAUGUCAACUAAUUUUAUAUUUAAAAUCUAUAUGUGUUCUGUUUAACAAUUGCAAUUUUUUUGUGUAUGUACAAGCAAAAUAUGUAGUGUUAGAAUAAUAUGAAUUUUAAUAAAAAUAGUAAAUAAUUUAUUUUUAUAUAUUAGGAUAUGCAAGUGAGUUUAUACAUUCAGUGAAUGUCUGAUGAAAGAGAAAAUCUGUGUUUUUUGUAUGUGCUUUUUGUUAUCAUCAAUUUAAUGUAAAAUAAAGAUGUCUUCUUUGAA
Molecule: messenger RNA, 1572 nt
Organism: Misgurnus anguillicaudatus (oriental weatherfish)
Lineage: Eukaryota; Metazoa; Chordata; Actinopteri; Cypriniformes; Cobitidae
Gene: plek2
Product: pleckstrin 2
Biological process (GO): actin cytoskeleton organization; intracellular signal transduction
Cellular component (GO): plasma membrane
Source: RefSeq, a predicted model, not a curated record